Molecule: messenger RNA, 882 nt
Organism: Astyanax mexicanus (Mexican tetra)
Lineage: Eukaryota; Metazoa; Chordata; Actinopteri; Characiformes; Acestrorhamphidae
Gene: csrp3
Product: cysteine and glycine-rich protein 3 (cardiac LIM protein)
Exons: 7
Coding region: 234-809 (191 amino acids)
Biological process (GO): sarcomere organization; cardiac muscle contraction; muscle tissue development
Cellular component (GO): nucleus; cytoplasm; Z disc
Molecular function (GO): actinin binding; structural constituent of muscle
Source: RefSeq, a predicted model, not a curated record
AUUAAAAUGCUACCAAUGUGGAUUUUUUUGUGUUUAGAUAGAAUGAAAGUAGCUGGAAGAACUCCUAACACUGUGAGGACUGGAGAGAGAUCAAUGUGCACUUGCAUGCUCUGAAAGAUGAACAUAUAUAAGAGAGGUCCCUGAGAGCCAGAGGCAGACAGAGAGCCAGGCCGAGCCUCUAGGGUGAUUCUGGACCUCCUGUUCCGCUGGUCUAUCUAGUCCCUGAUCCGAGGAUGCCGAACUGGGGCGGGGGUGCUAAGUGUGCAGCCUGUGAGAAAACCGUGUACCACGCUGAGGAAAUCCAGUGUAAUGGGCGGAGCUUCCACAAACCCUGCUUCAUCUGCAUGACUUGUAGGAAAGGCCUGGACAGCACCACCGUCGCAGCUCACGAGUCAGAAAUCUACUGUAAAUCCUGCUACGGCAAGAAAUACGGACCGAAGGGGUACGGGUACGGUCAGGGUGCCGGGGCUCUGAGCUCAGACCCUGUGGAUACCCAACACCUCCAGCCUGCUGAUCCUCAAGCUCCCCGUCCCUCCAGUGACUCUAAUCCCAGUAAAUUUUCUCAGAAGUUCGGCAGCACUGAUCGCUGCCCGCGAUGCUCCAAGGCCGUUUAUGCUGCAGAGAAGAUCAUGGGGGCAGGAAAGCCGUGGCAUAAGACGUGUUUCCGGUGUCUGCUGUGUGGGAAGAGCCUGGAGUCUACAACAGUGACUGAUAAAGAUGGAGAGCUCUACUGUAAAGUCUGCUAUGCCAAAAACUUUGGACCCAAGGGGCGUGGCCUGGGAAACAUGGGUGUGGUUGAAGGACAAUGACCAGAUUUGAUCUGCUGUCCAUUAAAUAAACAGACGCUUGUGUGGAAAGAUGACAUUAAACUACUUGUUUGUU